Molecule: messenger RNA, 228 nt
Organism: Macrosiphum euphorbiae (potato aphid)
Lineage: Eukaryota; Metazoa; Arthropoda; Insecta; Hemiptera; Aphididae
Source: the annotation of a GenBank genome assembly
AUGAGUGAAGUGUGGCAAGUUUUCACUAAACAUGAAAAUGGAAUUAAAGUUAUUUGUAAAGAGUGUUCUGGACUAUACAUCAACUCCGGUUCAAAUACAACCAAUCUAUUGAACCAUUUGAAAUUUAAACACAAAAAAAAAUAUAUCGAACUAGAUCGACUUCGAAGAGGAGUAUCUGGUCCUGAAGCUGCUGAUCAUCUUGAAGUAGCAGAUAACGACGCUGAGUAA